Molecule: messenger RNA, 2400 nt
Organism: Chironomus riparius
Lineage: Eukaryota; Metazoa; Arthropoda; Insecta; Diptera; Chironomidae
Source: the annotation of a GenBank genome assembly
AUGAAGUACAUAAAUUUGAUAAUUUUUAUUGCUGUCGUGUCUAAGUCAGUUGAGGCAUGGCCUAUAGAUAAUUUUUUUGAUAAUUCUGGCUUUGAUUUUAAUCAAUUUGGUUCGAAAGAUGAAACUGGGGGUUUUGAAAUUAACUCUCCAGUUCCGAAUGCAGGUGCACCUCAAUCUAAUGAGCCUUCAUUCGUAAAAGAAGCACAGCCUGAAAUUCCUACAUUUGUGAACGAUCAAGAACCCGCUGUUCAAUCACUUGUGAGUGCACCUGAACUUUCAUCAUUUGUGAAUCCACCUGAAGUCCCGUCAUUUGUGAAUGCUCCUGAACUACCAUCAUUUGUGAAUCCACCUGAAGUUCCGUCAUUUGUGAAUGCUCCUGAACUACCAUCAUUUGUGAACCCACCCGGAAUUCAAUCGUUUGUGAAUGCUCCUGAACUUCCAUCAUUUGUGAAUUCACCUGAACUUUCAUCAUUUGUGAAUCCACCUGAAGUUCCGUCAUUUGUGAAUGCUCCUGAACUACCAUCAUUUGUGAACCCACCUGGAAUUCAAUCGUUUGUGAAUGCUCCUGAACUUCCAUCAUUUGUGAAUUCACCUGAAGUCCCGUCAUUUGUGAAUGCACCUGAAAUUUCAUCAUUUGUGAAUCCACCUGAAGCCCCGUCAUUUGUGAAUGCACCUGAACUUUCAUCAUUUGUGAAUCCACCUGAAGUCCCGUCAUUUGUGAAUGCUCCUGAACUACCAUCAUUUGUGAAUGCACCCGGAAUUCAAUCGUUUGUGAAUGCUCCUGAACUACCAUCAUUUGUGAAUUCACCUGAAGUCCCGUCAUUUGUGAAUGCACCUGAAAUUCCAUCUUUUGUGAAUGCACCCGGAAUUCAAUCGUUUGUGAAUGCACCUGAACUACCAUCAUUUGGGAGUCCACCUGAAGUCCCGUCAUUUGUGAAUGCACCUGAAAUUCCAUCGUUUGUGAAUGCACCCGGAAUUCAAUCGUUUGUGAGUGCACCUGAACUGCCACCAUUUGUUAAUGCACCUGAGCUUCCAUCAUUUGUGAAUCCACCUGAAGUCCCGUCAUUUGUGAAUGCACCUGAAAUUCCAUCUUUUGUGAAUGCACCCGGAAUUCAAUCAUUUGUGAAUGCUCCUGAACUUUCAUCAUUUGUGAAUUCACCUGAAGUCCCGUCAUUUGUGAAUGCACCUGAAAUUUCAUCUUUUGUGAAUGCACCCGGAGUUCCAUCAUUUGGAAAUGCACCUGAACUUUCAUCGUUUGUGAAUCCACCUGAAGUUCCGUCAUUUAUGAAUGCACCUGAACUGCCAUCAUUUGUGAAUGCACCUGAGCUUCCAUCAUUUGUGAAUCCACCUGAAGUUCCGUCAUUUGGAAAUGCUCCUGAACCUCCAUCAUUUGUGAAUGCUCCUGAACUGCCAUCAUUUGUGAAUGCACCCGGAAUUCAAUCGUUUGUGAAUGCACCUGAGCUGCCAUCAUUUGUGAACGCACCAGGAAUUCAAUCGUUUGUGAAUGCACCUGAACUGCCAUCAUUUGUGAAUCCACCUGAAGUUCCGUCAUUUGGAAAUGCUCCUGAACCUCCAUCAUUUGUGAAUGCUCCUGAACUGCCAUCAUUUGUGAAUGCACCCGGAAUUCAAUCGUUUGUGAAUGCACCUGAGCUGCCAUCAUUUGUGAACGCACCAGGAAUUCAAUCGUUUGUGAAUGCACCUGAACUGCCAUCAUUUGUGAAUCCACCUGAAGUUCCGUCAUUUGGAAAUGCUCCUGAACCUCCAUCGUUUGUGAGUGCACCUGAACUGCCAUCAUUUGAGAACGCACCAGGAAUUCAAUCGUUUGUGAAUGCACCUGAACUGCCAUCAUUUGUGAAUGCACCUGAGCUUCCAUCAUUUGUGAAUCCACCUGAAGUUCCGUCAUUUGGAAAUGCUCCUGAACCUCCAUCAUUUGUGAAUGCUCCUGAACUGCCAUCAUUUGUGAAUGCACCCGGAAUUCAAUCGUUUGUGAAUGCACCUGAACUACCAUCAUUUGUGAAUUCACCUGAAGUCCCGUCAUUUGUGAAUGCACCUGAAAUUCCAUCUUUUGUGAAUGCACCCGGAAUUCAAUCGUUUGUGAAUGCACCUGAACUGCCAUCAUUUGUGAAUCCACCUGAAAUUCCAUCAUUUGUGAACGCACCAGGAAUUCAAUCGUUUGUGAAUGCACCUGAACUGCCAUCAUUUGUGAAUCCACCUGAAGUCCCGUCAUUUGUGAAUGCACCUGAAAUUUCUCCAUUUGCACCAAAAUCACAGGAUCCAGCUUCAAAUUCAAUCCAAAAUAUGCCUGAAGACCUAGCCAAGCAGUUUUUUGAACCUCAAGCUCCAGCAUCGCAAUCAAACCUUUCAUUUGGUAAUGGAUUAAUCCCCAAUUAUUCAUUUUAA